Messenger RNA from Adineta ricciae, 537 nucleotides. The record is from the annotation of a GenBank genome assembly. Lineage: Eukaryota; Metazoa; Rotifera; Eurotatoria; Adinetida; Adinetidae.
AUGCGCCAAAAAAAUGCCAAACGAAUGCUAAGAGGAGGAUGGAUUAAAAAUUUUCCAAUAUCGAAUACGCAUGCCGCAAAGCUUGAAUUCAUUCAGUUAUUACAAAAAAUGGUUGAUGUCACAUAUAAAGAUUAUUUAAAAUCGUCUUAUCCUUAUCAACAAGAAAACGUUUUCACUGUCAAUCAUUGGACUUUAUCAGACGAGUUUAUUCAACUUAUGGAAUCGAAUUUCUUUUAUAAACAACAUGUACGAUGGAAUGAACAACAAUUUCGACCAUGCGUUUCAAUAGUGAAUGAGAUAAGCGUUGAAAGCGAAGCAGCGGCCUCAACAUCACAAAUUCCACACGUGAACAAUUGCGAAAGCACAACAAACAACAACAUACAGAAUAUAUUGACACAAAAGCAACAUGAUGAGAAAGAAGAAUUAGUACAUACUUACUCGCGGCCAGUUCAUAGAAAAAGAAAAGUUGCCACUAACCAAAAUUAUUGCGAAGAACGACAGACACGUACACAAACUAGAAAAUUCAAACGGAACUGA